Messenger RNA from Oppiella nova, 466 nucleotides. Lineage: Eukaryota; Metazoa; Arthropoda; Arachnida; Sarcoptiformes; Oppiidae. The record is from the annotation of a GenBank genome assembly.
AGCACAUGUACCCACACAUUCACAUAGCCAUACCUCCAUAGCCAGCCAUCAAUGGUGUCAUUUUGCUGAGCAUUCAUAGCGUAAAUCACAAUCACUUUUGUGUUUUCAAAAACCACUUUUUGAGCCAAACUUCAGUUUAUAAGUACCUAUUAUUUUGUGUGUGACCACUAACUCAUCGGAUCUAUACAUUAUAGUAGACAUGGAGGGCGAUGGAGACGAUGAGUAUCACGGGGGUGGCGGGUCCGGUGCCUCGGCUACCUAUCCCGUGCAGUGCUCGGCGUUACGCAAGAAUGGCUUCGUUAUGAUUAAGGCCCGGCCCUGUAAGGUGGUCGAGAUGUCCACGUCCAAGACCGGCAAGCAUGGACACGCCAAGGUUCACUUGGUGGGCAUCGACAUAUUCACCAAUAAGAAGUACGAGGAUCUGUGUCCGUCGACCCAUAACAUAGACGUGCCUAACGUGAGCCGC